UUUCUCUUUCGCUAUUUGUCGUUUUCAUUUGUCGCUCCUUCGCCGUCUGUCUCAAUGCCUCCGGUGAUGAAAAGAGGAAGACACGGAAACUGGGCGGACCUUCCGCCGGAACUAAUGUCAUCGAUCUUGCUCCGUAUUGGCGCGAUCGACGUACUUGAAAACGCGCAGAGAGUGUGCAGAUCGUGGCGUCGCGUUUGCAAAGACCCCUCGAUGUGGAGUAAGAUUGAUAUGCGGAACGAUGGAGACUUGGAAGACAUGGACUAUGACCCCGAGAUCAUAUGUCGUCACGCAGUCGAUCGCAGCCAAGGCGGUUUGGUUGAGAUCGACAUUGGGUACUUUGGUACUGAUGACCUCCUCAACUACAUCGCUGUUAGGUCGACUAAAUCUGAGAAGCCUUAGGCUUUUGAUGUGUGAUACAUUAACAGACGAGGGGUUUAUGGAGGCAGUUGUGAAACUUCCAUUGCUUGAACACCUGGAAGUAUCAUAUUGCUCAUUGUCAGAAGAAGACUUUCUGAAAGCUGCAGGCCAGUCUUGUCCCAAUCUGAAGACACUGAAGCUAAACAGCGAACCUCAGUUCAAGCCUGAUGAUGACGAAGCUCUAGCAAUUGCAGAAACCAUGCCCGGACUUACGCCACCACCAGCUUUUUUGGGAACGGACUAACCAACAAGGGCCUCAACGCCAUUCUCGACGCUUGUCCUCACCUAGUACACCUUGAUAUACGCAAGUGUUUACGUGUUGACUUUGAUGGGGAUAUGGCGAAACGAUGUUUUGAGAGGGUCAAAGAAUUGAGACAGCCUUACGACCCAACAGAUGAUUACCCUUUUGAUGGUUUUGAGAGGACCAUAGAAGAAUAAGCUACAGAAGACGAAGAAGAAGAAGAAGAGGAGGAUUACUCAUAUGACAGCGAUGAGUAUGUCUAUGAUGUCGACAAUUGCUCUGACACGUAUGACUCGUGUGAUGACUAGACAUGGAUAGGAGGUCGGAUCGUUUUGAAGGAUUAAAUAAUGAUAGGUUGUAUUGACUAUAUCAGUAGCAAGCAGUGGUAAUGAAACUAGUUCAUGACCUCCUUUCGGUUAGUUGGUUGUUCCAGUGGACGUGUGUGUCCCUCUCCCUAUGCCUUACUCUAGCUUUUGAGCGUGUAGAUUCCUUGACGGAGUAAGAACAUAUUUAAGACAACACAUGUCGCAAACUCUUUUCCCCGAAAAUAUAUAUGAAUGGGAAUCAUGUGAUACAUCAUGCUGCAAAUUAUUAUUUUUUUUUUCUGAAAAUUUUAAGACAACACUUUUGCACUUGUGCCUUGUGGAUUGCGGUCUGAACGUACCAAUGUCGGUUACUUGUUUGGCAAGGAGGAAAAAAGUAAAAGGUAAUGGUCCAAACAAGGAUUCAGCCCAUGAGGUCCAUCGGCUGCUAGAAACGAAGGUAAACGCUAGCACUGUGUGUGAAACAUGAUCUAGCGCUCUUUCAUCCCCCGUCUAGAAGAGAUCAUACUCUAGCCUUCACAAGGAAGGCUCAGCUCUCGUGGCUUGGAACGGGAGUGUUUUGCUCCCGAUUCUCCUCUCAUCACUAUGACUGAACCAACGUCCCGUUACCUUUAAAGGCCUCCACUAGGAUUACAAGCUAACGUUACUAAGCUCGGCAAUUGAUUUAUUGUUUUCUUGUCUAUAUAUGUAGGUCUAAUACUUUUGUUUCUUCCAAUGUGGGAUUAUAUAUCUAGCUUAAGCCACAAUAUUUAGUUUUAGUUUUAACCAGUAGGUUCCGGUUCAAGCCCAUAAUAUUUUCGGACCGCGACCAGAACCCAAUUCAUGUCUUAAACUCGCCAAAAGUAUAAGAAAAGAAAAAAUUGAAUCAAUCCAGAUAAUUUUUAUUGCGCAUCCAGGGAAUCGAACCCUGGUCAGUACCGUGGGAGGGUACUAUGAUACCACUACACCAGAUGCGCUUUUGCUAUUAGCCACAUAUUUAUACUUUUAUUAAAUAGAAAAACGUAAAAAUGAAAAAUACAUUUCAUCUGGUUACAUAUUUUCUACAUUGCGUAUGACAAACAAGAAUCUACCAAUUCUCUACGAAUAAAAUUCAAAAUCUUCAAUUCCAGCUUUCUUAAACAUCCAUUAAAAAACAAUUAAGAAAUUGGACAGAGAUUAGGCCCAUAUUACUAACACACGUCCGCAUGUAGUAGUUUGUUAUAAAUUUAAAAGAUUGCUUAUCCCCGGGUUUCGAAACCGGGUUUGUAAUACGUAAUACAUAAAAUACAUUCUCUAUAUUUCUAAAUUUCUCCAUCGCGUAUCGGGUACAAAAUCCCCAAUUCACCUUCUCUAGGAUUCAAAUCCCUAAAACACGAUCUUCAUCUUCAGAAGAGGUUCAAAUCGAAUCUGAGAAGCCAUGGACAAAAGCAGCAGCAUCAACUCCACGGCCUCUACCGCCUCCAAUCUCAGCACGGCUUCCCUUGAGAAGCUAGAUCAGGCGGCGAGCUGGUUCGGCGCCACCGUCAUCUCCGCGUUCUUCGCCUCCCUCGAGCGCUGCUCCUGCGUGAACCUAUCUACCUUCGAUGAUGAUGACGACGAAGACGACAACGAGGAAUCCAACAGCCGUCCCCUUGCUCUCUCCGCCGCUCCUCAACCAGACGACAUCGUUUAGAUUCUCCGGUAAUCCCUCGGUUUUUAGGAAUUUAAUCAACGAUGUAAGACGUUCAGAAACUUUUGAUUGUAUAUGGCGGAUUUGAUAUCUAAUUUUUUUCCUUUUUCUCCGAAUGUUUAUGUGUAAACUGAUUAUGCUUGCCUCUGAACGGAUAUGGUUGGUCUUCGUUCAUGAUUUGUGAAGGUUUAUAUAUUUUAUAUAUGCUUGGUUUUGGAUU
This is a messenger RNA of Brassica napus (rape), 2849 nucleotides long. RefSeq names its product F-box protein SKIP19-like. The record is from RefSeq and is a predicted model, not a curated record. Gene Ontology annotation, molecular function: protein binding. The transcript has 2 exons. NCBI's taxonomy places the organism in Eukaryota, Viridiplantae, Streptophyta, Magnoliopsida, Brassicales, Brassicaceae. Bases 55 to 399 code for a protein of 114 amino acids.